AUCUGGUUCAUGGGAAGAAUAUUGCGAAAGAAUUUGUUGAAGCUGUGAAGGAGAUAGCUAAAACCUUCAAACACCUAAGUCGAGUAACCUUGGUUAUUGGUGGUUUAGUCAACUCAUCAAAAUAUUUUGAAGUAUUUGACAAGGGCUGCAGAGAAGAUGCAGAUAAUAUAUUGACAGGUACUAGCAUUCUUGUGAAAAUCAUAGGAUAUAAAGCUGGAGUAGAAAAGGCAGAAUUACGGCUGACAAACUGGGGUCUUUCAAAGCAGUAUGAGGUCUGUAAAGAAGCUAUGAGUACUAUGGUUCAAGGAGCAGAAGCAGCUUUCACUGAGCCAGAGUUACAGUCGAUGGACAGGACAUGUUCACUAGAACCAGAAGCAGAUACUAGAACAGAUGAAAAGGAAAAAGUCCUUAUGCGAAAUUUGCCAGGAUAUGUCAAGAUUUGCCAUGUACCGGAGAAUUAUACAUUUGACAAGCUGAGUGGUGAAUUGCUGCGAGCAAACCUACCUGUUCCAUUUGAACGACUAAUUUUUCUUGAUGGGAUGCAAGAGGCUCUCCUGAUUUGUAAGACUUCAAAAGAUGCUCAACAGCUAUCAAAAUUUAGUGGAGACACUUCCUUUUCAUUCUUUUGUGGUGAAGAGCAGGUAACAUUGUUUGAAAAUAUUUAGAGGUUAAAGUAUCAAGUAAAGUCUUUUGAAAUCACCCCUCGGGUGAAUUUUUGUUU
Mercenaria mercenaria is the source of this 721-nucleotide messenger RNA. RefSeq lists its product as uncharacterized. Lineage: Eukaryota; Metazoa; Mollusca; Bivalvia; Venerida; Veneridae. The record is from RefSeq and is a predicted model, not a curated record. The transcript has 6 exons. The coding region runs from base 288 to 665 and encodes 125 amino acids.